CCAAUACCUAUCUAAAACUGAAAAAUGAAGUAGACAAGCAAAAGCUACUAGAAAAAAAUAAACAAAUAACUAGACUGGAAGACAAAGCAGACAAGCUGAAAGAUGCAAUACCUACCCAAGACUAG
Molecule: messenger RNA, 125 nt
Organism: Racocetra persica
Lineage: Eukaryota; Fungi; Glomeromycota; Glomeromycetes; Diversisporales; Gigasporaceae
Source: the annotation of a GenBank genome assembly